CAGAGGUGUGAGGAGAGUGUGAGAGCACUGCAGAUAGAAUCGUGGGGAGAUGAAGCCUGCACGUGUUCUGAUCUUUGCUCUUUUCCUGCUGAGCUCCAGGGCCGAACCCCAGGAGGCCGAGGAGCCUGAGAGCCACAUCACCACAGAGGCCGAGGAGAAGGAGAAGACAGAUGAAAUCACUGAGGAGAAAGAUGUCCUGGUGCUGCAUGAGAAGAACUUUGCUAGAGCUCUGAGUGAGAACAAAUAUCUGCUUGUGGAAUUCUACGCUCCGUGGUGUCGUCACUGUCAGGCCCUGGAGCCAGUUUACGCCGAGGCUGCUGCGCUGCUGAAGAACGAUUCCUCUCCUGCACGUCUGGCCAAAGUGGAUGCCACAGCGGAGAAGGAACUCGCUAAAGAGUUCGAGGUCAGCAACUUUCCAACGCUGAAACUGUUCACGGAGGGACGCAGGCAGAAUUCCACUGAAUUUACAGGGAAGCGUAAUGUGAAGAGGAUUCUACAGUGGCUGCAGAGACGCAUGGGGCCGAGCGUUGUUGUUCUGCAGGACAGCACACACACGCAGGAGCUUCUCGACACACACAGCGUGGUCAUACUCGGGUUCUUUCAGGACUUGGAAGGAGAGAAAGCUAAACUGUUUAAAGAUCUCACGCUGGACAUGGUGGAGUUUAACUUCGGCAUCACGAACAGUCCUGAGCUCUUCCAGAAGUACAACAUAGAACAGGAAGCAGUCGUGCUUUUCAAAAAGUUUGACGACAGGCGUACAGACAUGCCCCUGUCUGCGGAGGACAAUCUGGACAAGGAUGAGCUUGUCUCCUUCAUCCAGAGCAACAGCCUCGAGCUUGUUAUUGAGUUUAAUGAAGAGAACGGAGAUAAGAUUUUUUCCAAUAAAGUCCACAACCAUCUUCUUCUGUUCCUCAACACCAGCAUCGAGACCCACAGCGCUCUCCUGGACCACUACAGAGCCGCAGCCAGAGACUUUAAAGAGAAAAUCCUGUUCGUCACGAUAGACAUCACCACAGAUGUGUCCCACGUGCUAAAUUAUUUUGGUCUGUCUGCAAGUGAAGCCCCGAUCCUGCGAUUAAUCAACACUGACACACUGAAGAAGUUCUCCAUGGCAGAAACAACCAUCAACAAGGACACGCUGAAAACCUUCUGUCAGGACAUACUGGAUGGAAAAAUCAAGCCUCAUUUGAAGAGUGAAGACAUCCCUGAGGACUGGGACAAGAAUCCUGUCAAAGUCCUGGUGGGAAAGAACUUCAAACACGUCGUCUUCGAUGAGACCAAGAACAUCUUUGUGGAGUUCUAUGCCCCUUGGUGUGGUCACUGUAAGGAACUUGCACCUGAGUGGGAAAAGUUGGGUGAAAAGUACAAGGACCAUGAGAACAUCAUCAUAGCUAAGAUGGAUGCUACAGCGAAUGAUGUGGAGGAGGUGACGGUGGAGGGAUAUCCCACCCUCAAAUACUUUCCAGCAGGAACCGAGAGGAAGGUGAUUGAUUAUAACGGAAAGAGGGAUCUGGAAACAUUUGUUAAAUUCCUGGAUAAUGGUGGUGUAAUGCCAGAAGAAGAAGGUGGUGAUGAUGAUGAUGAUGAUGAGGAUGAAGAGCAGGAACAUAAAGAUGAGGUCUCAGGUGAAUCCACAGAAGAAUCAGACAGAUCGUCUAACAGCUCCAGCAGCAGAGAUGAGCUCUGAUAACAUCUCACACAACACACAGAUCGACGCUGAGAUGUUCCAUUCACACACAUUUCAGUCCCUCUGACUCACCAAUACACCAAUCGUGUAAAAAUAACAGAAUAAACAGAAUAAACGUCAUGUGCUCACUUCAACACACUCUAUAAAAAGCUUGAACUGAUGCUGAAUUGUUCUACCUACAUUUACUUCUACAUUCAGGGCAUUCAGCAGAUGUUUCUCUCCAGAGGGACUUACUAUAAUCUCAUUCAUACACCUGAGCAUUUGAGUGGCAGCAUGGAGGUGCUGGGAUUUGAACUCACAACCUUCUGAUCAGAGGUGUUUUAUACUUGUACUUUAUAGCAGAGUGAAAUUCUUUGUUCGCAGAUUCCAGUUCUAAUCAGUGAUGUACAUUUAAAAAAGAAUAAAUGAUUCGAACUCA
Molecule: messenger RNA, 2105 nt
Organism: Silurus meridionalis
Lineage: Eukaryota; Metazoa; Chordata; Actinopteri; Siluriformes; Siluridae
Gene: pdia2
Product: protein disulfide isomerase family A, member 2
Exons: 11
Coding region: 50-1687 (545 amino acids)
Biological process (GO): protein folding; response to endoplasmic reticulum stress
Cellular component (GO): endoplasmic reticulum
Molecular function (GO): protein disulfide isomerase activity
Source: RefSeq, a predicted model, not a curated record